Messenger RNA from Meira miltonrushii, 1122 nucleotides. RefSeq lists its product as uncharacterized. Gene Ontology annotation, biological process: tRNA splicing, via endonucleolytic cleavage and ligation; tRNA-type intron splice site recognition and cleavage. Lineage: Eukaryota; Fungi; Basidiomycota; Exobasidiomycetes; Exobasidiales; Brachybasidiaceae. The record is from RefSeq and is a predicted model, not a curated record. The transcript has a single exon. Gene Ontology annotation, cellular component: tRNA-intron endonuclease complex. Gene Ontology annotation, molecular function: nucleic acid binding; tRNA-intron lyase activity. Bases 1 to 1122 code for a protein of 373 amino acids.
AUGCGUUUACUAUGGGAAUGUGGCUUCUUUGGCAAAGGUACUUUAAGUCGUAGUGAGCCGAGCUGGAAGACACGGGAGAUGCAACAUCUCAAAGUGGCCAGACAACGUGCUAAAGGGAUUCGCAUUUAUACUGCCGAAGAAUUGACAGCAUUACGGAGAAAAGAAAGAAGGGCUGCAAAGAUUGAGCGUGCACGGUUGGCAGUUCGUGCAGGUCAACAAUUACCAGAUGGCAUCAUCGCUUUAGGGGGCGAAUUGAACGAAGAUGAUGAAAAAGCAAUUCAACAAGACGUACAAAGAGAUUUAGACGCCUCAACCUCACAAGGUCACGACGAAAGCCAAUACGGCAAGCACAUUCCUGGAUUGAUCUACCUUAAGCCAAAAGAAGCAGAAGAAUCAGCUCAGGCGGCUGAUCAAAAAGAGAAGAAUGACGAAGCGAUAGGAGAUGAUGAUGACUUUGAGGACGUUGAAGAUAUGGAAGCUCUACAGCUUUCAUUCCACGAAGUCUUUUUCUUAGCCGGAAUGCUUGGUAUCUUGGACGUGGUCGAUGAGAAUGGAGCCGUUAUCCCUCUACAACACCUCUACGCAAUAUUCUUGAGCUCGUGUCUUCCAGCAGGACACCGCAUACAUUCACCGCUUCAUACUUCGACUAUGGAGAAGAUCAUGCCCCAAUCCGAACUUUGGGCUCGAGCGGAUAAUCCUUUCUUGAUCCAAUAUGUGGCUUAUCAUCACUUUCGAUCUCUAGGCUGGGUGGUACGGACGGGUACAAAGUUUUGUGUUGACUGGCUACUGUACAAGAAAGGACCUGCAUUCAGUCAUGCCGAAUUUGCUGUUGUUGUCCUGCCAGUCUACGAAGAUCCCGCUGAUGAGAAAAGCUGUCCAUUCGGUUCACAUCCAACAGGAGGCAAACGUGAUUGGGUUUGGUUCUCUUCCAUCAAUCGAGUGAAUACACAAGUUCUAAAGACGCUCAUUUUGUGCUAUGUGAUCAUCCCUCCGCUGUCACGUACGCCAAGCAGUGCUUCAUCUACGCCAGAAGCCUUUGUCGAAAACCUUCAAAGUGGGAAUUCGUUCAGGAUACGCGAGUAUGCCAUUCGACGAUUCACACCUCAACGAAUGAAGUCGUAA